AUGGCCCAAAGAGAGGAUGAAGCUAUUGUAAUAGACUCUGGUUCAGAAUCUGAUAGCGGAGUUCAAGUGCUCAAUAGUUUGCGGCUGGUGGAAGAAGUGGCAAGUGAAAGUGAUGGUGAGCAGCAUGAUGAUGGGGUUGAGAUCUUGAGGGUGGUAGAAGCCCCUCCGAAUCUAGGACUACACAGACCUCCCAUUAAUGGUAGAAACGUAAAUACUGAUGAGCAGCGCCGUCAGCGAAGGAGAAACCGAAAUAUUAUCCAUAGAGGCCCCACGAAUGAUAACGAAAGUGAUGAUGAGGUCCAAGUGUUGGGGCAGCAGCGAGCAACGGUACAGUUUCAAGACACCCCAAUAUACUUCCCCGGAGGAAUAUACUUUGACCAUGAUACUGGAGAUCGUGGUAGAGAUGAGGAAUUUGUACCCGAGGAAGAGCUGUUAACAACUAGGAGGUUUAGAGAUUACCAGACCGGACGCAUACAGCGAAGAAUGAACACAAGACAUCGUAGACCGAACCAGGAACCGAGAAGCGGUUUCCAGAACUUUAUGCAUAGCGCACUAAAUGGACUAUUUAGAAUGGGGUUCAACAUUCCUGAGCCUAGGUUUGGAGAUCAAAAUUCAAGGGAUGAUAUUAGUGAAGAUAUUUGGCAUCAAGUUGACAUGAUGGAGAGCCGAGAAUUGCAACAGAAAUUUGACACACAAAAGGAACAUGCAUCGAAUUACAUCAAAAGGGCUGAGGAUAGCGUGAAGGUCCUACCAAAAGGAUAUACCAGUACGAUCGACAAAAAUAGCGAGUUGCUCUGUCCGUUAUGUGGGGUGAUAUUGGGAGCGGGAAUUUGUGAUGGUUAUUCGACAUUGAUUCAGUUAGAAAAGCAAAAGAAACAAAACAAUUCAGGACAUGUGCUCGUGGACUAUGACAAUGAGAAGAUGUACCAUAAAUCGAUCCAAGAGUUUGGCUGUCAAGCACCGUACCAGCUCCUACCUUUCAUCACAGAGACAGAUAUCAAAUUAAGUCGGAAAAUAUACUAUGCCAAGUGUGGCCACGUUUUUUGUGGCCGUUGUGUACAAAGAGUAGCAUCUAGACCUAUGAGAGAGUCAAGGAAAAAUGCCAAAGCUCCUAAAAACAUCCACAAUCCAACGGUAUACGCUCCCAGCAAAUGCGUUGCUGACAACUGCAAGGCCAAGCUUGUUGGCGGCCGUUUUGUUGAAAUCUAUACCAAUCUUUGA
This is a messenger RNA of Saccharomycopsis crataegensis, 1221 nucleotides long. It is a transcript of the gene SLX5, whose product is annotated as SUMO-targeted ubiquitin ligase complex subunit SLX5. The coding region runs from base 1 to 1221 and encodes 406 amino acids. Gene Ontology annotation, molecular function: ubiquitin-protein transferase activity. Gene Ontology annotation, cellular component: SUMO-targeted ubiquitin ligase complex. The record is from RefSeq and is a predicted model, not a curated record. Lineage: Eukaryota; Fungi; Ascomycota; Saccharomycetes; Ascoideales; Saccharomycopsidaceae. The transcript has a single exon.